Phyllotreta striolata is the source of this 2248-nucleotide messenger RNA. The record is from the annotation of a GenBank genome assembly. NCBI's taxonomy places the organism in Eukaryota, Metazoa, Arthropoda, Insecta, Coleoptera, Chrysomelidae.
UGUAAUUGCGAAUAUUCUGUUUGCAGGAGCGGAAGAUGACGUGCAUCGCUUCAGAGGCAACGAUACACACACGGACUUCUUCCGGCUGGUGAUGAGGGACGGCGAGUCGCUGCUCGUCGGUGGAAGGAACGUCGUCUACAAUUUAACGUUGUCCGAAUUAACGGAGCAACAAAGAUUGAUUUGGUAUUCGAACGAGCACGACGCCAAAAUGUGCGUGAUGAAGGGAAAAGACGAGGAAAACUGCCAAAACUACAUAAGAAUCAUGGCGAAAACCAACGCGGGAAAACUGCUCCUUUGCGGUACCAACGCCUUCAAGCCCCAAUGCAGGGAGUACAACGUGAUGAAUAAGAAUUACACGCUGGCAAAAGAAAAACCCGGACAGGCCGUUUGCCCAUACGAUCCCCAUCACAACUCCACAGCCAUUUACGUCGACGGAGACUUGUACACGGGCACUGUGGCGGAUUUCAGCGGAAUGGACCCCAUUAUCUACAGGGAACCGCUGCAAACCGAACAAUACGAUUCGAUGAGUCUCAACGCGCCGGAUUUCGUCGGAUCCAUGACCCAGGGGGACUUCGUUUACUUCUUCUUCAGAGAGACGGCCGUCGAAUACAUCAAUUGCGGCAAGGCUGUUUACUCGCGCGUCGCGCGAGUGUGCAAGAACGACAGAGGUGGGCCGCAUCGUUUUCGCAACCGUUGGACGUCUUUCCUCAAAUCAAGAUUGAAUUGUUCAGUCACCGGGGAAUUUCCAUUUUCCUUCAAUGAAAUCCAAUCCGCCACCGAGCUGAUAGACGGCAAGUACGGCGAGGACCAGGCCCAGCUCAUCUACGGCACCUUCACCACGCCGCCCAACAGCAUAUCGGGCAGCGCCGUCUGCGCCUUCAGCCUGCAGGACAUCACCGACACCUUCGAGGGCAACUUCAAGGAGCAGGCGGCCAUCAACUCCAACUGGCUGCCGGUGCUCAGCCAGAAGGUGCCCGAUCCGCGGCCGGGCCAGUGCCAUAACGACAGCAGGACGCUGCCCGAUUUGACUCUGAACUUCAUCAAAACGCACUCGUUGAUGGACGAGAGCGUGCCCAGUUUCUUCGGCCAGCCCAUCGUUAUACGGACCAGCUUUCAUUAUCGUUUCACUCAAAUCGCCGUGGAUCCUCAAGUUAAAGUACCCGGAGGUAAAGCUUACGACGUCCUCUUCAUCGGAACAGAUAAUGGUAAAGUUAUAAAAGCCGUUAACGGUUUAUCGGCUGAUGCAAGGCACGGGGUCCGGCCUGUGGUGGUCGAAGAAAUCCAGGUAUUCCCGAGUCACGCGCCGGUGCGCGGCAUAAAAAUACUGCGAGGCGCCAAAAGUAAAGACGAGUCGCGUCUGAUCGUCGUCUCCGACACCGAAGUACAAUCGCUCAGAGUGCACCGAUGCGAUAGCAACAAGAUAUCGAGCUGCAGCGAAUGCGUGGCCCUCCAGGACCCGUACUGCGCUUGGGACAAGGUCCAGGGCAAGUGCAGGUCGAAGGGAACCGGCAGAUGGGGCGAGGAGAGCUAUUUCUUCCAAAGCGUCGCCACCGGCGAGCACCAGGCCUGUCCUCCGCUCAAGUUGGGCAAAGACGCCGGAUCGGUCGGCGGAUUGAGCUCGAGUUUACCGAAAUACAAUUCGGAGCAUUCGCCCAGCAACGACAAACCCGACGGGCAGGUGAUCAACAUCAUCCAGGAUAAACCCUUCGAGAGCAGCGGUCCGGCGGUAACGGCGGCAGACGCGCUUCCCAACCAAUACUCCGUAGAAACUCUUAUCAUGGCUGUGGUGGCGGGCUCGGUUUCCGCCCUAUUCGUGGGCUUCUUCGCCGGUUAUCUGUGCGGCAGGAAGUGCCACAAGGACGAGGACGACAACCUGCCCUACCCCGACACCGAGUACGAGUACUUCGAGCAGCGCCAGAACAUGAACAGUAACUUCUCCUGCAGCCGGAUAGCGGCCGAGCCGAAGCUGCUGCCGCAGGAGGAGGUGACCUACGCCGAGCCGGUGCUGGUGCCGCAGCCGCCGCCCAAACUGCACUCGCCCAAGAGCACGCUGCGCAAGGGGCCGCACCAGAACAACGCCGAGACGCUCUUCCAGUUCCAGACCGACGGCGGCUACAACGGACGGGACAACUACAGGGGUCGCGACAACUUCGGCACGCUGCGCUCGCACCAGUUGUUGCAGGGCGACAACUACCGCCGCGGCGACGGCUUCGCGACGACGCGCAGCGUCAAGAAGGUGUACCUCUGA